CCGAAACUAAAAGUUAGAGUUCGUUAUGUGAAAAGACCAUUUCUCAAUGCUGUAAACCAAAGCUUACAACUUCUGUCUUAUUUAUCGGUCAGUUUGAGAUUCAGAAACAAGAAUGUCUCACACUGUCAUAUCUGUGAACUCUUCAACGCUCAUCAUCCAGUUUCAACCUGCAACACAAACAGCUCCUGAUACGACAGCGACAAAUGCUCCUGUGCCUGUUUAUGUACAACAGGUGGUGGGAGCUUCACAUCUUCAUGGAUUUAAGGCAUUUCUGAAACACCAACCAAAAGCCCUCGGGACGGUCCAGAUAAUGAUCGGUGUGUGGACUCUCCUGUUUGGCAUUGUGUCUUCAGUUCUUGGAGAAUCAGUCUUUGUCUAUACUGGUAUUGUUUACUGGGGAUCUCUCAUCUACAUCAUCACAGGCUCACUCUGCAUUGCUGCAGAAAACAAAAUUAAUUCACCCUCCAGUUUGAGUUUGGUGAAUGCUUCGCUUGGAAUGAACAUUUUUUGUAUUAUAACUUCAAGCAUUGCCAUAAUUUUCAUUUCACUGGAUUUGGUUAAAGGUCCAGGCAUGUACUGCAGGGGUUAUAACUGUAAUUUAGAGAGUAAUUAUAAGAUGCUCUUCAGGGGAAUCAGAGGUGUAUUGCUGUUAUUUGCCGUGCUUGAGUUUAUCAUCUCCAUCUAUCUGUCAGCAUUUGCCUGUAAAACCAACCCCUGCUGUUGUCCUACUCAGAUACCUGAGGCCAGCAGCUCUUCCAUUCAUCACCCGCCUGCAAACGCUCCUCCACAAUACAGUGAAUGCAAUCAAUAUGAAUAAGUGAACAGUAUUCCCUUAUUAAACAUAAAGGUAUGGGGUAUGGGAGGGAGGGAGGGGGUCCUAAUCGUCUGGCCUAAAUAUACAAAGGAGAUGAUACCCCCAUCCAGAGUCUCUCCAGGCCAUCAAUUCAAGAUGCCCAGAUCAACCUGACUAUUCAUUCACUCAACUAUUCAAACUAUUAUUUACAUAUUGGUCCAUGCUCAUGAACAUGCUCUUAUAAUCAAACAGUCAUCAGUUUGGACUCUGGAUGAGAAGAAAUCUAUCAUUUAAAAGAUACAUACACCAAAGGUCAAUGUGAUUGCCAUUUUGAGUAAGUAGGAUGUAAUAUUUAAAUAAAUGUUUACUUCAAUUUCAGCUGUGCAAGUUCAUAAUCACUGUGAAAUGCCAGUGUGACAAUGAUACAUGGAUCUAAGACAAGACGUCACCAUUUUGGAGUCUGCAUCAAAUCAAGUUUACAAAAGUCGUUUCAUAUACUUAAAAUUACAUAUUAAAUACAAGUAAAGUGUCUACUUUAAUUUUUCAGUUAACUUUGGUGAAAGUAAAAUGUCAAAAUAUGUGGAAAUAAUAUUCCAAAGUGUAAAAUUGUCAUUCAGUGUAAUGGUCCAGACUUUGAUUUUACCAUUACAGCUUUAA
This is a messenger RNA of Onychostoma macrolepis, 1450 nucleotides long. Its product is annotated as membrane-spanning 4-domains subfamily A member 4A-like. Bases 113 to 817 code for a protein of 234 amino acids. The transcript is spliced from 7 exons. Gene Ontology annotation, cellular component: membrane. NCBI's taxonomy places the organism in Eukaryota, Metazoa, Chordata, Actinopteri, Cypriniformes, Cyprinidae. The record is from RefSeq and is a predicted model, not a curated record.